AUGAUGAACAGUGCUAAACUGGUGAACGGAGGUGCUAAAUACCUCGACUCAGACAAACGCCGGGAAGAUCCGGCGAACAGCCAAAGAUUGUUAAAGUUCCGGAGGACCUUGUUAACCAUUGAGGAGGAAGCGCGUGGGAACUUUGGCAAAGGUAGCAAAGUUCCCGUGAACUACACUAAAUGGAAAGUUCCCGCGAACAUUGUUGUGCUAGCCAGCCAAUCGGUACGGGACCACGUUUCGAGGGCGCGCGCUUGA
Molecule: messenger RNA, 255 nt
Organism: Cylicocyclus nassatus
Lineage: Eukaryota; Metazoa; Nematoda; Chromadorea; Rhabditida; Strongylidae
Source: the annotation of a GenBank genome assembly